Messenger RNA from Tupaia belangeri chinensis (Chinese tree shrew), 1354 nucleotides. It is a transcript of the gene ELOVL1, whose product is annotated as ELOVL fatty acid elongase 1. Gene Ontology annotation, biological process: sphingolipid biosynthetic process; fatty acid elongation, polyunsaturated fatty acid; fatty acid elongation, saturated fatty acid. Gene Ontology annotation, cellular component: endoplasmic reticulum membrane; endoplasmic reticulum. Lineage: Eukaryota; Metazoa; Chordata; Mammalia; Scandentia; Tupaiidae. The record is from RefSeq and is a predicted model, not a curated record. Bases 1 to 843 code for a protein of 280 amino acids. The transcript is spliced from 7 exons. Gene Ontology annotation, molecular function: fatty acid elongase activity.
AUGGACGCUGUUGUGAACUUAUUCCAGGAGAUGUUGAAGCAUGCAGAUCCCCGGGUCCAGGGCUACCCUCUGAUGGGGUCCCCCCUGCUAAUGACCUCCAUCCUCCUGACCUACGUGUACUUCGUUCUCUCACUGGGGCCUCGCAUCAUGGCCAAUCGGAAGCCUUUCCAGCUCCGUAAUUUCAUGAUCGUCUACAACUUCUCACUGGUGGCGCUCUCCCUCUACAUUGUCUAUGAGUUCCUGAUGUCUGGCUGGCUGAGUACCUAUACCUGGCGCUGUGACCCUGUGGACUAUUCCAAUAGCCCCGAGGCACUCCGGAUGGUCCGAGUGGCCUGGCUCUUCCUCUUCUCCAAGUUCAUUGAGCUGAUAGACACGGUCAUCUUUAUUCUCCGGAAAAAAGAUGGGCAGGUGACCUUCUUACAUGUCUUCCAUCACUCAGUGCUUCCCUGGAGCUGGUGGUGGGGGGUAAAAAUUGCCCCAGGAGGAAUGGGGUCUUUCCAUGCCAUGAUAAACUCUUCUGUGCACGUUGUCAUGUACCUGUACUAUGGACUGUCUGCCCUCGGCCCUGUGGCUCAGCCCUACCUUUGGUGGAAAAAGCACAUGACAGCCAUCCAGCUGAUACAGUUCGUCCUGGUCUCCCUGCACAUCUCCCAGUACUACUUCAUGCCCAGCUGUAACUACCAGUACCCAGUUAUUAUCCACCUCAUCUGGAUGUAUGGCACCAUCUUCUUCGUGCUGUUCUCCAACUUCUGGUAUCACUCUUACACCAAGGGCAAGCGGUUGCCCCGUGCACUUCAAAAUGGAGCUCCAGGUACUGCCAAUGCCAAGGUCAAGGCCAACUGAGAAGCGUGGCCUAGAACAGCACCCACCUAAGUGCCUCAGGACUGCACCUUGGGCAGCAUCCGUCAGUGUCCUCCCCACCUUCACCUGUGACCAGGGCCUAUGUGGUCAGGACUGAGCAGGGGACUGGCCCUCCCCUCACCACAGCUGGUCUGCAGGGACCAUUGCUUCCGUUCCUCACCCACUUCUCCCAGCCAGCUCCAGGGGAUGUGGCCUUAUUGCCCUCUGCCGCUCCAGAGACGGGGGCUGAAAGGGCUGGACACUUACUUCCCCCUCCCUGCCUUAAACUCGGAAGGAGCACUCAGGGCUGGCCCCCACCAGGGUCUUGUGGCCUUUUUCCUCACACUGAAGAGGUCAGCAAUAAUCUGUCACUGUGGACCCAGGCUUCCUCCUCCUCCAACCCACACUGAAGCAGGAGCUUCUGGGCCAAAGGUCAGGGUGGGUGGCGGGCCUGGGAAUACGGCCUGUGGAGGCUGCUUACUCACUUGUGUCUUAUUAAAAGUGACAGAAGAAA